Messenger RNA from Mesorhabditis spiculigera, 1818 nucleotides. The record is from the annotation of a GenBank genome assembly. Lineage: Eukaryota; Metazoa; Nematoda; Chromadorea; Rhabditida; Rhabditidae.
AUGCCGACCGACGUUUGGGCCAAGGCCGACGGCACCUCUUCGGAGGAAGAAGAGGAAUCCGAUGAUGAGUCCGGAGCCCCGGCAGCCACCACCCAGGAGGCCAAGUCCCAGGUGCUGCAGGAGAUCAAGCAGGUCACCCAUCAGUCCGAAGCCGUGGCCGCCCCGGCUCAAUCCGCCGAAAAAUCCGAGCAAGAGAAACGGGCCCUCGAGGAGCGACAACGACUUCUAGAAGCACAAAAAUCCGCCCAAGCCGCCCAGGCUGCGGCUAUGCAGCAAGCGGCGGCUUCUCGACAGGCCCAGCAAGCCGGCGAUGACGAACGUGCCCAGGCCGCGAAACGACAACAGGAAGAGGCGCUGAAAAAGGCGCAAGAAGCACAGCAGAAGGCCCAAGCCGAGGCCAAGGCACGACAAGAAGCUGCCCUGAAGCAAGCCCAGGAAGCCCAGGCCAAGGCCCAGUCUGAAGCCAAAGCCCGUCAAGAAGCCGCUCAGAAACAAGCCCAAGAAGCCCAAGCCAAGGCUCAAGCCGACGCCAAGGCUCGCCAGGAAGCCGCCCAGAAACAAGCCCAAGAAGCCCAGGCCAAGGCCCAAGCCGACGCGCAAGCCCGCGCCGCCCAGGCCAAGGCUCAGGCCGACGCGCUGGCCGCCCAGAGGCAAGCCGCCCAGCAGCAGAAGGCCGCUGCACAGCAGCAGAAGGCGGCUUCCCAGCAGCAGGCCCAGCCCCAGCAACAACAACAACAGCAGCAACUUGGCAAGGCGCCAGCCGUCAAGACCCAGGAACUGAACCUCGGCUCCCAGGCUACAAGCCACGCCGUCAAGCAGCCGCUCAAGGAGCCAGGCAAGCUCGCCGCCCCGGUCCCCGCCAAGCCCGACGCCCCGAAGGAGGCCGCCCAACUGCCCGGCAAUACGGCCCUUCGGCAAACCGCCAAGGCCCAAGAAUCCUCAAUGUCCGACGCCCCGCUCCAUCCCGUCCACACGGCCGCACUUGCAGGCGUCAACGCACAGAAGCCGCAGGUGAAGCAGGCCGGCGUGGAGGAGCGAUUCGCGGAAAAGGAAGAAGUCGCCCAGAUGACCCUCGAACGUGGGCCCGCCGGAAUCCGGCUCCAGGACGACACCUGCUGGCAAACGCAGAAGCGCGUCGCGCCCGAGAUCGACGUCCCAGCCGUCGGAAAGGUGACGAUCCCCGAGUUCAGCGAUGACCACGAGGUCAUGCGAACGAUCGUCGCCCAGCCGGCCGGCUUCCAGAAGGUCGCCUGGAACGAAUUCCCCGAGGAGAAGCAGGUCGAGCGCAUCCAGGCGCCGCGCGUCAAGGCCCAGGAGUGGAAGCCGGUAAACCAGGAAGAAAUGGAGGUGCUGCGCACCAACUACAACCCGGGGCGUGUGAGCGCCGUCUGGCCCCCACCCCAAGAAGAGAUCGUCAAGGACAAUGGAGCCGUGACGCGCGUCCGCGUUGGAGACGAUUUGGGAUGGAUCCAGCAGGAACAACACGAGGUCCCCCGCUUCCCCUCCCGCACCUCCCGGAUCAACCGCGCCUGGCCGCCGCCCGAGCACGAGGUCCAGACCCAGGAUGUGCACACCUCCCACUUGGGCCCCGUCGUCUGGCCCCCGCCCGAGUUUGAGGAAAAGGAGAAGGAGGCCGUCGACUCACUUCACAACACGCUUCCCGUCGGCCAUAUCGAUCGCCAGUGGCCGCCGGCGGCUCCGGAAUACACCAUGGUCCCGCAGCGCUCCCCGGUCGUCGACACCCAGCACGGACCGCAGGAGAUUUCCGAGACUGUCGUCACGACAACACAAGUCGUCCGCCAACCCAUGGCCGCCAAG